AUGCCCUCGCCGCAACAUGCUCAGCGGACGGCGGGGGCUGUGCGGCGCACCCGCACCGUCCAACCCUUACCUGUCGACGAAGCACAGUCCCUCUCGUCUUUGUUCAGCAACCUUCCCUCUAUCUCGGGCAUCUCGGAGAUGGCAGGCGUUGGCGCGCUCAAGUCGUUGCUACCCAAGAGCUCGAGCCCGAGCGUCAACCCCCUUCCAGUGGAGGAAGCGGGCGGCGCUUGGACAGAAGCGGACCUCGGCGGCGGCCGAACCCGUGUCCUGCUGCUCUGGGCGCAGCGCGCCCUGCAGGUGUUCGCUUUCAGCGACGGCAUCAUCCCGGACGACCCUCAUGCUCAAGAGACCUUCCCCUCCCCCAUCGAAGUCGCAUCCCUCCCAAGCAUUGAGUAUGCUGAAGGUGCUAAAUUCUCGGCCCUUCCCGGUGCGCAGGAGUGCCGAGCGGCGCGGGGCGAGACUGUGCUCAACGCCUGUCUGCUCCACCCCGGGAUGUGGGGCGACCACGGGCCCGUUGUUGCCGUAGCAACCCUCUCACCGGAGUCUGGACGCACCCAAGCUCUCCUCGCCGUCUCGCUUGUCAGCCUACGUACUGGGCAGGCGUUCCGGCGCCUCGACAUCGGCAAUGGUGUCGCCGCCUCUGUGUCUGCGUCCGCACGCGCUAUUGUAAUUACAAUGUCGCACCCCUCACCCUCUAUUCAUGUCGUCAACAAGGAUCUUGAACCAAUUGCGCCAUCCGUAACCGGCCUUCCAGGUCACCCUCAGAGCUCGCUCCCUGUAGCCGCCCUCUCUGGCCGACUGAUUGCCUACGCCACGAGCGAACCAGCAGCAACAUCCGGCCCGCAUGGCCUUGGUUCGAUCAUUACUGCGUCCAUGACCCGCCCUCGCAUCAGCAGUGUUAGCAGCCAGGGCUCGGGUUCAACAGCCGCGCCGCAGACUACUCAGGGCGCCAUCCUCAACUCAGCCGUUGAGCUGGGUGGUGGCGUUGCGCGUGGGGUCUGGGCUGGUCUCAAGGCCGGCGCAAAGGUCGCGAGCCAGGCUAGCUCUGGCCGCAUGUCGUCGAGUGUGCCCAACGACCGUGUGCUGGAGAAUGCUUCCCCUCCAGACCCAGACACGGCCGAGAACCGGCCCUUGGAGGAUGGGACGGAGAUCGCGCCUGCUAAACCGCUCGGCGGUGUGUGGAUCAAGAUCGUCGACCUGUUCCCCUGCUCAUCCGCCGAGACUGAGCUUAUCGCGCACUUCCGCAUACCCCCUAUCCGCCACUUUGUCCCAGCGAUGCCAACACAAGGCGCUCGCUCCACCGUGGUUCGGAACCACCCUGUAGUGCUGCUCGACUUCUCUCCUGAUGGCACAAGGCUCUUCGCGGCCCCAGCAGACGGCCGGGAUUUCCAUAUCUUCGAGGUGCGACCUCGCGGCGCGAUGCUCGCACGGCCUGGCCCGCCCAAGGGCGAAGUAUGGGACACUUACGUCCUGCGCCGAGGCAACACGCCUGCCAACGUCGGCUCUGUUUCGUGGUCUCAUGACGGUAGAUAUGUGGCGGUCGGAACUGGGCGAGGUACAAUCCACGUCUUUCCUGUCUGCCCUGGUGGUGGCAAGCCGACUGCCGCAAGCCAUGUACCAUUGAAACUCACGAACGCGCACAUCCUCCCACCACUCUCUGUCGAGAUAGCGCCGUCCGCCCGCAUUCGUCCAUACCGAACGGCCUCAUCUGAGAACUUGAAGGAGAAGGCGGAGGCAGAGACCCCAAGCGGGAAAGCGGUCGCAACGUUCACGGCCCUCCGCGUCCACCCUCUGGGGAAGGGGACGCUCUGCCAGGACAUUGCAAUUUUCCGCACGGCCAAGGCAGAGCUCGACCUCGCUCGUCUAGCCGUGCACCAGAUCGCGCCUAGGUUGGCGAGUCCGCCGGCUGAGGCUCAUCGCCGGCUCAGCAGUAACUUGACUGAGAUGAUGCGGCAGAAGGCAGGUCUGCGUAGCGAGAGCGAUCUCGACGUCAAGUCGGCCGUCAUGGCGCGCUGGGCGCUGCCAGUGGGCGGCGGCGGGCCCGAGGACGUCGUGGCGCUCCCUCCUAUUAAACAGUCGUCGAAGCCUGCGUACACCAGCACUCGGGAGAGCGGCCGAGCCAACAUCCACCACGCCGAGAUCCGCACCCACAGCACCAGUCCCAGGAUCCUCCCAUCCUCAAUCUACCUCUCGCACCAGGUCGAGUUCUACUCUGCGAUCCCGACGGACGAGUUCUCACCCCUCUCAGUGCUCGACAAGGUAGCGAGAACGCGACGCCUUGUGUUCCGACCCGAAGUGGAGGUUCACCGGCCCACGACGCCUGAUACUGGCUCGUUCGACGAGCCUCUCAGCUCCGCACUACAUUCGAUGAUGGACUCGCGCCCAUCUCCGCAGUUACCAGCGCUGCCGAACGGCUCGCCCUCCAAAGCGGGUCUUUGGGGCUCGAUUCCGGUCCGGCGAGCUGCCGCCAACUUGAACGAGGGUAUUGACGCCGUGCGACGCGAGUACGCGCGCGCGCAGAGGCGCAGGCGGAGUGCAGUGGGUGGUACACCACUAUCGUUCGAGGACGACACGGUAUUCGCGACGAUCGAGGACGAUGCGAGCUCGGCACCGAGCUCGGACCCCCUACCCCCCACGGAAGGGGGGAACACGGACACUGAAUGGGGGGAUAGAUGGGAGGACGAGUAUCGUCAGGCGGUGGAAGAUGAUGGCGGCGCCGAGGACCUCGUGCUGGGGCUGAUGGACGAGGAGGAGGACGAGCGGAGACGGUGGGAGAACCGGCAGAAGGAGCUCAAGAAGGAGUACGUCAAGGAGUAG
This is a messenger RNA of Cutaneotrichosporon cavernicola, 2817 nucleotides long. RefSeq lists its product as uncharacterized. The transcript is spliced from 7 exons. Gene Ontology annotation, cellular component: cytoplasm. Lineage: Eukaryota; Fungi; Basidiomycota; Tremellomycetes; Trichosporonales; Trichosporonaceae. Bases 1 to 2817 code for a protein of 938 amino acids. Gene Ontology annotation, biological process: autophagy; response to starvation. Gene Ontology annotation, molecular function: protein binding. The record is from RefSeq and is a predicted model, not a curated record.